Cotesia congregata is the source of this 1329-nucleotide messenger RNA. The record is from the annotation of a GenBank genome assembly. NCBI's taxonomy places the organism in Eukaryota, Metazoa, Arthropoda, Insecta, Hymenoptera, Braconidae.
AUGACUUCUAUUAUUGAAGUUUCUGUUAAGGAUAUAAGAUUCCCUACAUCCUUGCAAGCUGAUGGAAGUGAUGCUAUGCACCCAGAUCCAGAUUAUUCUUGCGCUUAUGUAAUAAUUAAAUUAGAAAAUGGAACUGAAGGAUAUGGGUUGACAUUUACUUUGGGUAGAGGAACUCAAAUUGUUGUAUCAGCAUGCGAAGCUAUUUUAAAAAUGGUAAUAUAUAAAGAUUGCAAUGAAAUUUUUAGUAAUUUUGGUAAAUUUUGGAGAUAUCUAACCAGUGAAUCACAAUUACGUUGGUUAGGGCCUGAAAAAGGUGUAAUACACCUUGCAACAGCAUCAGUAAUAAACGCUCUUUGGGACUUAUGGUCGCGAAUUGAAAAAGUACCUCUCUGGAAAUUAUUAACAAAUUUAACUCCUGAGCAAUUAGUAUCAACAAUUGAUUUUCGAUAUAUUACAGAUGUAAUUACUCCAGAAGAAGCGAUCGCAAUCCUAAAAAGCCGACAAAAUGGCAGAAAAGACCGUGAAGAAAAGCUCCUAAGCCGCGGACUCCCCGCUUACACAACCCAAGUGGGCUGGCUGGGAUACUCCGACGAGAAAGUGCGUUCCUUGUGUAAAAAAUACCUCAAGGACGGCUACACCAGCUUCAAAGCUAAAGUAGGCCGUGAUCUAGAGGACGAUGUCCGAAGAUGCGGACUCAUUCGCGAAGAAAUCGGGCCUGAUAACAAACUUAUGGUCGACGCGAACCAGAUCUGGGGGGUUCAAGAAGCCGUCGAGUGGAUGAACCACCUGCAGAAGUUUAACAUUCACUGGAUUGAGGAGCCAACUUCCCCUGAUGAUAUUCUGGGGCACAGAGAGAUUAAGGAGAAGCUAAGACCUCUGGGAAUUGGAGUCGCGACUGGGGAAGCUUGCGCGAAUCGAGUGAUGUUCAAGCAGUUUCUUCAAUCAGGGGCGGUUGAUUUUUGUCAAAUUGACUCCGCGAGGAUUGGCGGAGUCAAUGAAAUUCUUGCUGUUUAUUUGAUGGCUUGGAAAUUUAAAGUUCCAGUAUGUCCGCAUGCAGGAGGAGUAGGACUCUGCGAAAUGGUCCAGCAUCUUCAGAUGUGGGACUACGUAUCUUUAAGCGGUACUACCGAAAAUCGCGUUAUUGAAUACGUCGACCAGCAACACGAGCACUUUGUAACACCCUCGAUAGUAAAAAACGCGCAUUACAUGCCGCCUAAAUCUCCUGGGUAUUCAACUCAGUUCAAGGAUCAAGCGAUUUUGGACUACGAGUACCCUCACGGCAAAGAAUGGCAGAGAAUGUUUGAACAAGGAGUUUACAAAUUUAAUUAA